CAUUCACGAAGACUUGGUGACUCGUUUUCACACCCAUCUCUCGCCCUUCAAACCGCGCAUACAUCAGGCAAAGCAAAAGUCUCGGUCUUUCACUUGCAGUUCCAAAACUCACAUCCUGCAUAGGAGUCCCAGGCCGACCGAUCGUGUAUCAUGACACCCCGUUCGAGCACGAGCUGCACCAACUUCUCGCAGCCAAGAUCAUGAGCGUCUUCUCUGCCACCUUCUCAUCUUGCCACCUCAAACAAGACACAGUCUCAAUCUCGACCUGCUGAUGUCUUACGACUGUUAGUCAGUGCUCAGCAGCUGGACCCUCUUGCCCGCAGGAGCAGCAAUCUGCGCCGCCAUGUCGACUCCAGGUGGCUGCGCUUGCUCGGGCAUUGCACCAUCUAUUCCCCCACGGAUUCUGGUCAUCGAUCAUCACGACUCUUACACGCUGAACUUGCUUCCUCUGCUGCUCUCGGCACUCACUCAGUGUCACUCUGGUCCACGUUGUUUUGCAGCUCUUUCCCCGGAAGAGAGAGAAAAGCGCACAAGACACAUCAGCUCGGUGCUCACCUCUCGAUUGCUCGUUCUGCCACACGAACACCCAUGGCUCAAAGCAUCAUCAUUCGAUGAACAUCUAGCCAGCUAUAUCGAUGCGAUUAUCGUCAGUCCUGGUCCGGGCCGUCCGGACGUAGACGCGGAUUUUGGGCAGACCCUCCGACUCCUGCGGCACCUUUUUCCAGAAGCCCAGGGAACAGAAGGAGCCAGCAGCAAGGCCAUUCCUACACUUGGAGUUUGCCUAGGUCAUCAAGGCAUUGUGCAGUUGUAUGGAGGGAAGGUCAGGCGUUCUGCGAAUAUCAAACAUGGUGUCACGUCCCAGAUCGUCUUCGAUCUCGGACUGUCAGGCGCGGCAGGUAUGGACCUCUUCGAAGGUGUGAGCGCUGGAGAGCGGGUGGUCAGGUACAACAGUCUGACAGUGGACGAGGCUUCCCUGCCGUCGUGCUUGCAACCUUUGGCUUGGGCGAUCGACGCUCCCUCUCGGAUGCCCACACCACACUUCAACGCUUCUCUGCGCGAGGGUUCUUUCCCGAUGAUCUCACUCGAGAAAGUGAAUGCGGGUCGGAAUGUGGGAAUUGCGUCUGCCCAAAGUGAGCGCGUCUUGCUGGGACUCAAGCAUCGGACAGAACCACUAUGGGGUGUGCAAUUCCACCCCGAAAGCAUCGAAACCUCACCCUUGGCAGGCACAACGAUCAUCUCAAAUUUCUUGCGCAUGUGUCAUGGGUUCUGGGAGCAGCAAAAUGGCACGUCAUCAAGAGUUAGCAAUAGGAUCGACGCUUGGCUUUCAGCAUGCCCGCUGCCCGAUGCCCUACUGGCUCACGACACUCGCGCUACUACAAAUUGCACAUCUCGCCCCCUUACGCAGACGCGCACCGAACAUCCAAAGAGAUUCAAGGUUGUUCAGAAAAGCAUUUGUAGCUCAGCGUCAGAUGCAUCUGCGAGACUUGAUUAUCGCGAUCACGCCGGGGCACUUUUCGAAGCCCUCUUUCGUCGGUCCGAACCAGCAGUCGAGGAUGGCCCUCCUGCCGACGCCGGCGCUGUGUGGUUCGACAGCGCAAGACCUGGCGACCCCGCAGCGAAUAUGUCAUACAUGUCAUGUCCCACUUUUGCGGUAACUUAUCACAGGGAGGGGAAGCGAAUUAUUCUGCAAGGCAAGAAUGGUCGUGCUUUGUCUUUGCCCAGUGGAGCGCGAGUGUCUCAACACAAAUUGGGCAUUCCUGCUAGCCGCGCUGGAGCUCCUUGUGCCAUUCCCAACAGCCGAGCUCCGUCAAGUGGUAGAUUGCAGGCCGAAAAGGCACAAACCAUGGAGCCGUCGUUCUGGGAUUGGUUACACGGAAUUCAGCACGAAAUCGUCGGUCAGACUGACGCCGGCGCCGAUGCAUCGAAAAUCGGUUGCAUUUCAGCAGGUUCGACCUUCAAGGCGGGAUGGGCAGGCUACUGGGGCUACGAGAUGGGAACCGAAUCGCUUGGACUGGAUGCUUGUCAAUCUGAGACCCUACGCGACCUCCCUCAAGAGCAAAGCCACCUCUUCGCAUCGGGUCCAGGUGGUCACAUCACUCCGCCUGCGGAUGAAGCAAUGCGGGGUUCGCAUGGCCAUAUCUCCUUGCAGAGCAAGAGAGGUUUACCAGACGCUUCCUUUGGCUGGUGCAAUAAGGUCCUCUCAUAUGAUCAUCGCACGCAGACAUGGACGGCGAAUGCCCUGAUCGCGGUCGAUAGCGCAGGCGUGAUACCAUCUCAGCCUUCGUUCACACAGCUUGAAGAAGCUCUGCGCAAGCUUUCCACCUCUACUUCGCCGCCUGCCGCCGCCAUCAAGCUUGGCCUGACUCACGCAGAAGCAAAUGCUUGGUUCGAAGAAGUCGCGCAGGCGUUCGACAACCUGGAAGCCAAUCCUGUUCAGACUUCGCAUCGAGGGCCCGAUCCAGUGCAUUUGUCUCGGGCCAUGGCAAAUCUCAAGCCAGUCGAUCCCGCCAAGCUGUAUGCAGCGAAAGUCGACGCUGCGCGGGCACAGGUCGCAGCUGGCGAGAGCUACGAAUUGUGCCUGACCACUCAAUUUCGUGGCCGAUUACCUGACUCUCGAGUAUCUUGUCGCAUUGGAAGCCCAUCUAAACCAGCAAGCAGGGUGGACAUUGACGAUCAUUACGAUCUCUACAAAGCUCUGCGUCUCCGAAAUCCUGCACCGUACGCCGCUUACAUGCUCCUUCCGACUCGAGAGUCAGACAGCCUGCUGCAACAAAGCGGUGGUCGUCAGGCGAUUUUGUCCACGUCUCCCGAGUGUUUUCUUCGCGUGUCCAGCCAUGGCAAUGUCGAAAUGCGACCUAUCAAGGGCACCCUGCCCCGCGCAGGCUGGGGCAAGGGAGAAGCCGCACGUCGUCCUGGUGGGGCUGAAGAAGGUGUGGAGACACGGGCGUGGCGAGAGAGAACAGACGCAGAGAGACGAUGUGCUCUGCAAGCUGAUCCCAAAGAGAGAGCGGAGAAUCUGAUGAUUGUGGAUCUUAUUCGAGCAGACUUGCUGUCCUUUUGCUCUGCGCACAGCGUCUGCGUCCCAGCUCUAAUGCGGGUUGAAAGCUACGAGAGUGUCCAUCAACUCGUCACGGUGGUGCGCGGUACAAUCGACCGACCGCUGUCCUCACAACAAUCGCCUAUCAGGAACACAGUCGACAUCGUCCGCCGAUGCUUCCCUCCAGGCUCUAUGACAGGUGCCCCCAAACGACGCAGCGUUCAGAUUCUCGAAAAGAUCGAAGCUGAUCCGGGAGAUCGCCCUGAAUCGGGACCAGCGUCCACGAAAAGCUCGCCUAGCUCUUCUCAAACCGAGCUCUGCAGACGACCGCGUGGUCCUUAUGCUGGUGCGCUGGGCUGGAUGGGCGUCGAUGGUGCCGCAUGCUUCAGCGUCAUCAUCCGUACCCUGGUCAUCGACGGACAUGGUGAGGAAACCCGAACCACACCCGCUAGUCGUGUUGCAGCAGCUGACCGAGGCGUGUUCGUCCUUUGUGCAUCAGAAAUGUCACUCGGCGCGGGUGGAGCGGUGACCUACCUCUCUGACCCGGAACGCGAAUGGCAAGAAGUCCUCGACAAGGCCGCAGCGCUGGGCGUGCGGGUAUAAGCACCAAGUGGUUGCAUGUGAACCGCAAGACCGCAGCAUGAUUCUACGGUCGCCCUCGCAAGACUCGUUCCUCAAUGACUUCUCCAAAUACAGACACUGUACUCUAUCAGUAUCACUCUGCCUUUUUACGUCACCUUCUAAUCGUGCACCAAGUCCU
Molecule: messenger RNA, 3797 nt
Organism: Ceraceosorus guamensis
Lineage: Eukaryota; Fungi; Basidiomycota; Exobasidiomycetes; Ceraceosorales; Ceraceosoraceae
Product: ADC synthase
Exons: 4
Coding region: 344-3640 (1098 amino acids)
Biological process (GO): L-tryptophan biosynthetic process
Source: RefSeq, a predicted model, not a curated record